This is a messenger RNA of Fundulus heteroclitus (mummichog), 1248 nucleotides long. Its product is annotated as acyl-coenzyme A thioesterase 1-like. The record is from RefSeq and is a predicted model, not a curated record. The transcript is spliced from 3 exons. Lineage: Eukaryota; Metazoa; Chordata; Actinopteri; Cyprinodontiformes; Fundulidae. Gene Ontology annotation, biological process: fatty acid metabolic process; acyl-CoA metabolic process. Gene Ontology annotation, molecular function: fatty acyl-CoA hydrolase activity. The coding region runs from base 4 to 1248 and encodes 414 amino acids.
AAUAUGUCGGCCCAAGUCAGGCUGAGGCUGCUGCCCAGCGUCAGGUGUCUGUUCGAUGAGCCCGUCCAGGUGAAGGUGGCCGGGCUGAGGUCCAGGCAGGUGGUCACCAUGAGAGCCAGGUCCACAGAUGAGAGAGGAGUGGUGUUCAAUUCCUCUGCCAGCUACAGGGCCGAUGACAGCGGGGAGAUCGACCUGGACAGAGACGCCUCGCUCUGCGGAAGCUACGUUGGUGUUGAACCCAUGGGUCUGCUGAGGUCACUGAAGGCAGAUGCUUUGCACAAAUACUUCUUUAAGAACAGAGCGUUGGAGCCUUUCAUGGUGAACUUCUCUGUGCAUGAUGAGGAGGGCAGGAUGCUGGCAGAGGCGACCAAUGAGAGGUGUCUUAUGGGAGACGGGGUCAGGCGAGUUCCUGUUAAAGAAGGCAACGUUCAAGGAGUCCUGUUUACUCCUCCAGGAGAGGGUCCGUUUCCUGCGGUGUUGGAUCUGUGCACCUUCAUGUCCGAGAAAAGGGCCUCUCUGCUGGCCAACAAAGGCUUUGCAGUUCUUGCUUUUCCCGUGUUUACUGAGAAACCCAACCUAGAAAGGAUGAAUCUGGAUGACUUCGAAGAAGCGGUGCAGUUCUUACAAAACCAGCCUAAGGUGAACAGUAAAGGGGUUGGAGUAAUAUCCCGGUCAAAGGGGGCCGACAUUGCACUGUCACUUGCUACCUUUGUACCCGGAGUUGAAGCUGUGGUGUGGAUUAAUGGCUGCAGCGCCAACAUUGGCAUUCCCCUCUACUAUAAGGGCCAUCAGAUCCUCUCACCGUUGAUGUUUAACUUCAGUAAGGUGAUACCCACCGAGUGUGGAGCUAACAUGAUCAAGCACGCUGUUGAAAACCCUCUGGCUGAGGAGAACAAGAGCAGCAUCGUUCCCAUUGAGCGAGCAAAUAGUCAUUUCCUCUUCGUGGCGUCUGAGGAAGACCUCAACGGGGACAGCAAGGGCUACGUGGACGACAUGGUGGAGAGACUGAAGCGUCAUGGGAAGAAAAACUUCGAGAGCGUAAUCUACCCUGCAGCUGGACAUUUACUGGAGCCACCUUACGGACCACACUGCCCCUCUGCUCUUCAUGGGAUGCUAAGGUUUCCAGUGGUGUGGGGCGGGGAGCCUCGAGCUCAUGCAGCGGCUGAAGUCCACCUGUGGACGAAGAUCCAGGAUUUCUUAAAAGCUCACCUGGGCAGCAACUCUGCACAGACUAAAUCCAAACUAUAG